Messenger RNA from Solanum tuberosum (potato), 1124 nucleotides. Its product is annotated as floral homeotic protein AGAMOUS-like. NCBI's taxonomy places the organism in Eukaryota, Viridiplantae, Streptophyta, Magnoliopsida, Solanales, Solanaceae. Bases 85 to 873 code for a protein of 262 amino acids. The record is from RefSeq and is a predicted model, not a curated record. Gene Ontology annotation, cellular component: nucleus. The transcript is spliced from 9 exons. Gene Ontology annotation, molecular function: DNA-binding transcription factor activity; RNA polymerase II transcription regulatory region sequence-specific DNA binding; protein dimerization activity. Gene Ontology annotation, biological process: positive regulation of transcription by RNA polymerase II.
UCCUGUUCAAACCUAUACAAAAUAGGAACAAAUUUGAAGAGAAAAAAAUAAAAUAAAAAUCUCUAGCUUUUUAGAUAGAAGACGAUGGUUUUUCCUAAUAAUCAGGAAUUACUCGUUGAUGAGUCGUCUUCUCAGUUGAGGAAAACAGGUGCAGGCGGAGGAGGACGAGGGAAGAUUGAGAUUAAAAGGAUCGAAAAUACGACAAAUCGACAAGUUACGUUCUGCAAACGUAGAAAUGGGCUAUUGAAAAAAGCUUAUGAACUUUCUGUUCUUUGUGAUGCUGAAGUUUCACUUAUUGUAUUUUCCAGCCGCGGCCGUCUCUAUGAAUAUGCCAAUAACAGUGUUAGGGCAACUAUCGAUAGGUACAAGAAACACCAUGCUGAUUCCACAAGUACUGGAUCUGUUUCUGAAGCUAACACUCAGUACUACCAGCAAGAAGCAUCCAAACUGCGACGACAAAUCCGAGAUAUCCAGACUUAUAACAGGCAAAUAGUUGGAGAGGCUUUGAGCAGUUUAAGCCCUAGGGACCUCAAGAAUUUGGAAGGGAAACUUGAAAAGGCCAUUGGUAGAGUCCGUUCCAAGAAGAAUGAAUUGCUUUUCUCUGAAAUAGAGCUCAUGCAAAAGAGGGAGAUUGAGCUGCAGAACGCCAACAUGUAUCUACGAGCAAAGAUAGCAGAGGUAGAGAGAGCACAAGAGCAAAUGAACUUGAUGCCUGGAGGCGGCGGAGGUGGAGGAGGAGGAUCUGAUCAAUACCAUCAUCAGCCAAAUUAUGAAGAUGCUCGCAAUAACUUCCUGCCUGUAAAUCUCCUGGAACCAAAUCCCCAUUACUCUCGUCGCGACGAUGGUGACCAAACUCCUCUCCAGCUUGUCUGAUAAUCAUGGAGCAGGUUUUCUGAAAUUUGGGGUCAAAGCUCUUCCUUCAUCUUCAGAAAUGUGUACUACAAUUUUUAACCUAUAGUGUUGUAAAUCAAUCAUAAUUAUUGCCACUGAGAUUUAAACUGUUUAUUUUCAAGCAAUAUUAUUCAGUAUUCUGUUAAUUAAGGAAUGAAAAAUCUUGUUUGUUAUAUUAUGACUACUUCUAUAUACUUUUACAGGCUUCUAUAAAUAAAAAAACUAUUGAACUA